This is a messenger RNA of Lotus japonicus, 877 nucleotides long. RefSeq lists its product as uncharacterized. Bases 215 to 664 code for a protein of 149 amino acids. Lineage: Eukaryota; Viridiplantae; Streptophyta; Magnoliopsida; Fabales; Fabaceae. The transcript is spliced from 3 exons. The record is from RefSeq and is a predicted model, not a curated record.
UGUAUACUGAAAAAUAAUUAUCAAGCCUUUUCUUUUCUUGUGUUUUCAUAUUUGCAGUGUUGGUUGACUGACAAUCUGAAGAUGAAAUGAGAGUUGCACGCUGAGUUCAUGAAAGUCUUGCGGGAUUUGAUAGCAAGAAAAAAAGUUUUGUGAGUGGUGAGAAAUUGAACAUCAAAGUUUAUCGUACAAUCUGCAAAAGCAAAGAUAAGAGGCAAUGACAGAUACAAUAGCGAUGGAUAUGGUGGUGGUAGUUUUGGAGGUGGAUGAAGCAGUAAAAAUGAUUAUGGUGGCAGAGGUGGAGGAAGGAGUUAUGGUGGUGGUGGAAAUGGGAAUGGAGGAUCACAUAGAUCAAGAGGAGGUGAUUACGGUGGUGGUGGGAGAGGGGUUGGUUGUAGUGAAGGUGGAGGAAGCUUUAGAAGUGGUGAUGAUGGAAGUGGAGGAAGUUGUAGUGGCAGUGGUGAUGGUGGAGGAAGCGGUGGACGUGGAAGUGGUGGUGGAAGAAGUGGAGGUGGUUAUGGUGACCGUGGAAGAAGAGGAAGAAAUGGUGGAAGUGGUGGUGGAAACGGAGAUGUUUAUGGUGCUUGUGGAAGUGAGGGAAUCUGUGGCGAUGGAAGUGGAAGCAGAGGUGUUUAUAGUGGAGGUGGAAGCGGAGGAGGGGCACUAGAUGUGGUGGAAGCGAAGGAGUAUAGGUUGUGGUGAGCAAAGAGGUGGUCUGGUGGUUGUUAGAAUUUAUGAUGACAGUUAUUGCUAUGGCGGUGAGGUUCACAUAUGGGGAUGAGGAAGAUAAUAAUGAAAAUUUUGCAAACUUUAAGUAAUUUAAGAGCGAAGGUGUUAUUUUUGUAUCUCAAUUGUAAACUUUUUAAAGUUUCUUCGAGUA